Verticillium nonalfalfae is the source of this 267-nucleotide messenger RNA. RefSeq lists its product as uncharacterized. NCBI's taxonomy places the organism in Eukaryota, Fungi, Ascomycota, Sordariomycetes, Glomerellales, Plectosphaerellaceae. The record is from RefSeq and is a predicted model, not a curated record. The transcript has 2 exons. Bases 1 to 267 code for a protein of 88 amino acids.
AUGAAUACCGUCGUCAUUGCCCCCAUCGAUUCCAUCGCCAUCCGGCCAGGGUCCGAGUUCGUCACUCUGUUCGCGAGGACAGUCAACCUUGCCCUCGGUUUCCAGCGUCUCCUCGGCGCCGUCUGGCUAUCUGUCAUUCUGAGGACCUACUUCCUGGCGGCUUAUACAGCGGCAACAGCGCUUUUUGCGUCACGAAUCAUCGCAACACAGUCCUUGGGCCUGACGAGAUCACUCGUACUCGGUUCGGCGAAAGCCUGCAACAUUUAA